CCCACGCUCCGUCCUCUUCUCCCCCAUUUUGCUCCUCGACUUCCUCACGUCCCGUUGCCUCCGCCGCCCACCGGCGAUCUCGCCGCCGCGACGCUCCGCUGCCGGGGACCCCAGUCGCCUAACAUCAGUGCGUCCCCAAUUCACCUCUCCCGUUCGUGUUCUACAGCACCGCCACCCUGCGCGGCGGGCGCCACCUCGCGUCCGAUCGCUAUGCCCGCCUCGGCGUCUCCUCCAGUCGAGCCUGCGGCGCCGCCGUCUGGGCCUCCUCCGGCUUCCCCCGACCCUACGGGUUCCGAGGCAGAUGGGGAGGAGGCCGGCGGCUCGUUCUCGAAGCCUUUGGCGGUGGGGACGGUGAACUGGGGUACGGCUACCCUCGUUGGAGUCUUCGCGGGGCUACUCUACGGCGGGAGCAAGGAGGCCUCCGCCUCUGUCAGCAAGGAUGCAGAGGUGAUGCUGAAGAUGGGAAGUACCCCCGACAAACGUGAACAGUAUAGAUUGAUGAGAGACGCAAUGGAGAAAAGGUUCAUCCGGGUUGCCAAAGGCUCACUAGUCGGUGGUGCUCGACUUGGAAUGUUUACUGCGACUUUCUUUGGCAUACAGAACCUCCUUAUUGAUACUCGUGGGGUUCAUGAUGUCUUCAAUAUUGCUGGAGCUGGCUCUGCUACUGCAGCUGCUUUUGGGCUUAUCUUGCCAGGAUCAAUAAUGUGGCGUGCAAGGAAUGUAUUGGUUGGAUCUGCUCUUGGUGCUGGAAUCUGCUUUCCCCUUGGUUGGAUACAGUUGAAGCUCGCAGAAAAGGCCAACCUUGAGAUUGCGAAUUCGAAACCAUCAUCUGAUUUGACUGAGGGAAAAGGAAAUCAAAGCCGUGUUGGUGCUGCUAUUGAGCGACUUGAGGGUAGUCUGAAGAAGUGAGAUUUACAGAUUGACAGCCCUUCUAUCUGCGUUUUGGUUCCAUAAAUGUUGCAGUUACAUGGACUGGGCUGCACCGACUAUAGUUUCCUUUCUUUCUUUUUCCCUGUACUUCUCAUGUUAUCGAAUUUGGUGUUGGCAGUUUUGAUGUAGAAUAGGACUCGCUUGAUCUGGAUUGUUCUGCGUUGAAUUUCAUUUCGUAAAGUUUGCAGUCGAUGUAGCACUGACGCACUGGUAA
Panicum hallii is the source of this 1144-nucleotide messenger RNA. RefSeq lists its product as uncharacterized. The record is from RefSeq and is a predicted model, not a curated record. Bases 211 to 909 code for a protein of 232 amino acids. Gene Ontology annotation, cellular component: mitochondrion. The transcript is spliced from 5 exons. NCBI's taxonomy places the organism in Eukaryota, Viridiplantae, Streptophyta, Magnoliopsida, Poales, Poaceae.